UCUAAAGCAUGUCUAACUACAAGUCCAUAAGUCCAGUGACCUAAUGUCUAUUCACUUUAAUGUUGAAUACUCAUCAAUCAUUCAGGGCCUUGAAAUAGGCUCAAACAUGUUAGUCAUUAAGCAUUUUUGUAAGAAAGAGCUCCAAGUUAGACAUCGAUGGAUGCUCUCUCUCUCUAACAUUCUUUAGGACUAGUUUCCUAAUUUUUCUCUUCAAAUGCUGCAUAGCGCUUGACACCAUUUCUCUCUCUAAGUCUCUCAGAGAUGGCAACACCUUGGUUUCAGGAGACGGAAGCUUCGAACUUGGUUUCUUCAGUCCUGGUGAUUCCAAGAACCGUUACGUGGGAAUUUGGUACAAGAAUAUUCGCGUUCGAACUGUUGUUUGGGUGGCAAAUAGGCAAAGUCCAAUCACCGACACUUCUGGCUUGCUGAUGAUAAACAGCACCGGUAAUCUUGUACUUCUCAGUCAAAACCGGUAAGGAGCUGCACAGCGUACCUAAGUUGUGUUCAUAUAAAACUCUUUCUUUCUCUUAUUUUUCAAAAAGAAAGCUGAUUUGACUAUGCUUCAAUUAGCACAGCCUUAUAUAUAAAUAUAUACACACAUACAAAUUUAGAUAAGAACCCUAAAAGAAAGAAGAAAAUUGAAGAGAAAGGUCGCAAAUGGUUUGGCGCGUUCGGUGUGUUCGGUUUAUGCAAUGCUUGGUCCGGCGCUCUCACCCCCAGUCCGACCUUUUCCAGCCGUAUUCUAUGUAUAAGAUUCUGCUUGCUGAGGGUUUUAGGAGUUUCACUGCCGGACUUUACAAUUCAGAUAACAUAAUUCGAAAUCACACCCCCCAAUUUGCUAACACUAGAAACUACUUGCUUUUGGCACUUUUAAAUGUCAACUUGGGUGCAACACGGUCAAUUCAUGGCUGCUGUUCUAUAUCAGCUAGGAAUUAUUACGAUAUACUUGGGGUAGGCAGAAAUGACACUGCAUCUGAAAUAAAGAAAGCUUAUUUUAGGCUUGCAAAAAAGUUCCAUCCAGAUGUAAAUAAAGAUGAUCCUGAAACUAAGAAAAAAUUUCAAGAAGUUUGCAGGGCCUAUGAAGUUUUGAAAGAUGAGAAUAAGCGUGCAGAGUAUGAUCAGGUUGGUCAUGAUGCAUUUAAGGACGAGCAAAAUAAUAGCGACUUUAAAGAGGAUUUUGAUUUCAGUAACUUUCAAGAUAUAUUCAAAUUUCAAGAUAUAUUCAAAAAUAAAAUUGGCGGUGAAGAUAUUCUAACUUUUAUUGCAAUUGAACUGUUAUUUAUGGAAGCUGUUCGAGGAUUCACCAAAAUAGUAACAUUUCAAGCUCCAGUGCUUUGUCAAGCUUGUGGUGGAGAAGGUGUCCCUCCUGGUGUGAAACCUGAAAAAUGCCGGCAUUGUGCAGGCUCAGGCAUGAUAUCUAUCCGCAAGGGCAUCAUUAGUAUUCGUACUAAUUGUCCUCAUUGUAGUGGAACUGGCCAGUUUGUAUCAAGGCUUUGCAGGUCGUGCAAUGGAGCUAGGUUAGUGAGAGGACCAAAAACAGUCAAAUUGGACAUAAUGCCAGGAGUGGAUAACAAUGAGACAUUGAAGGUUUAUGGAAGUGGUGGAGCCGAUCCCGAUGGAACUCAUCCUGGGGAUCUUUAUGUUACCAUUAAGGUCCGCCAUGACCCAGUUUUUCGUAGAGAAGGUGCCAACAUUCAUGUGGAUGCUGUUUUGAGUGUUAAUCAGGCAAUCUUGGGAGGAACCAUCCAGGUCCCAACCCUUACUGGUGAUGUUGUACUCAAGGUCCACCCUGGCACUCAACCUGGCCAGAAGGUGGUUCUGAAGAAUAAAGGGAUUAAAACAAGGAAUUCUUACGCAUUUGGUGAUCAAUAUGUGCAUUUCAUCGUCAGCAUCCCAAAGAAUUUGACCCCAAGACAACGAGAAUUAAUUGAAGAAUGCGCCCGAGAAGAGCAAGGUGAAGUUGAGAAGCGUGCUGCUGCUGCUGGGGCAUAUGGCUGAAGAAGGGACCAGAAUGACACUUCCAUUUUUGAUAAUGAAACCUUAGUUGUUAUUCUUGGUGACAGAAAAGAGGAAAGUAAAAGGAAAGGAAUUGGAUUUAUUAGUUACUAGAAAAAUUUUAGAAUGCAUUGACUUUUUGUUUGUAAGGGUAUGUAAUUUUUUUCACUCAUAGAUGGCAUUGAUCCAUCAUCUUUUUGAGGCCAACAGUGAUUCAUAUUGUAUAUUAUAUAUAUAGGUAUAACAUAUUGUUGCUACACAAUGCCACUGCUGUAUUAUGGCAGAUACGCUGCGAUGCUAAAAUUUUUAAUACUAGCAUUGUGGUAGAAUACAUUUAUUCUAUAUUUUUAAUUGAUACUCCUACAUGUA
This is a messenger RNA of Theobroma umbraticum, 2364 nucleotides long. Its product is annotated as chaperone protein dnaJ GFA2, mitochondrial-like. Lineage: Eukaryota; Viridiplantae; Streptophyta; Magnoliopsida; Malvales; Malvaceae. The record is from RefSeq and is a predicted model, not a curated record. Gene Ontology annotation, molecular function: heat shock protein binding; ATP binding. Gene Ontology annotation, biological process: response to heat; protein refolding. Gene Ontology annotation, cellular component: cytoplasm.